AUGGCACUGGCAGAGUGCAAGGAAAGCGACAGGAGUGUCGUCAAACAGGGGCGUCGACGCACCGAGUCAACGGUGCAACGCUUCGCCAAAACUGCAAUCGGUGAGGGAUUUGACCUCUGGGAUAGGGACUACCUUUUAGGUGCGAUGCGGCUCUUUUUGUUUAAGGGGGAAACGGCCCCACCGUUUCAGGUCGGUCCGUGCAUGGAUGCCACGGGGGAGAUUCUUGUUCAGAUGGAAGAGUACGAGGACGCAGGGGAGCAGUUUACGGCGGCGGCGGCGAAGUACGCACUCAUUCAACAGCCAGGGCUGGCGAAGUUGAUGGAGAUCAAAGCUCUGGAGUGUUCAAAGGGCCCCAGAGCGGCCUUGGAUGAAGUGACGGCAUUUCUCUUACAACAAACUACAGCACCUGAUUUUUCUGGGAUGACACCUACACUUUCUCGAAUACAUGCAUACAAGGCGGAGCUGAUGUUAAAAACAGCAGCGGAUUCGGGUACGAUGGAGAAGGCUGUGGACUUGGCGAAGACGGCAUGUCAAGUUGGCUGGGAUCGUGCCCAUACUGCCUAUCUCAUCUUGGGUGAUGGGUUACAGACUCUUGGCCGUUUGGAGGAGGCGUGUGAAGCGUACGCGAAUGCCGUAAAGUUCAACUCUAAUUGCAUCGCAGCUCUGGAACGUCAAAUGGGGGUACUGAAACUCUUCAUCAAUGACACUUCGGACGAAUCACGGUUGAAGACGCUGCGGAAGGAGCUUCUACAGCUGCUAGACUGCGCGAUUGCACUUCACCCUCGUCCCACGUUGCUUCGGGAGAAGGCCUUUCUGCUGAGUGAGACGGAGGGCGACGUCGCGGCGCUUCAGUUUCUCGAUCCGCUUAUAAAAAAUCCCCCGCCAGAGGAGGCCGAUGCGGCGGGAGGCGUUGCAGGCCAAACUGUCGCAACACUUCUUAAGGCAAAGGCCGCUAUUCUUGCGGAUGGCGGCAAAAUGAGCGAGGCGCUACUUGUCGCGGAGGCCGCAUUACGGGAAAGUCCUGGCGAUGAGGAGGCGGCGGCAAUUGUCGCAGAAUUGCAGCAGGCCAUGUAG
Trypanosoma cruzi is the source of this 1074-nucleotide messenger RNA. RefSeq lists its product as uncharacterized. Bases 1 to 1074 code for a protein of 357 amino acids. Gene Ontology annotation, molecular function: protein binding. The record is from RefSeq and is a predicted model, not a curated record. NCBI's taxonomy places the organism in Eukaryota, Euglenozoa, Kinetoplastea, Trypanosomatida, Trypanosomatidae. The transcript has a single exon.